Messenger RNA from Achroia grisella, 2369 nucleotides. RefSeq names its product serine/threonine-protein kinase RIO3. NCBI's taxonomy places the organism in Eukaryota, Metazoa, Arthropoda, Insecta, Lepidoptera, Pyralidae. Gene Ontology annotation, molecular function: ATP binding; protein serine/threonine kinase activity. Bases 128 to 1936 code for a protein of 602 amino acids. The transcript is spliced from 2 exons. Gene Ontology annotation, biological process: protein phosphorylation; maturation of SSU-rRNA. The record is from RefSeq and is a predicted model, not a curated record. Gene Ontology annotation, cellular component: cytosol; preribosome, small subunit precursor.
UAUACUGUGUGGUAGGUGUGAGUGAAUUGAGUUUUUUAAUUAAUCAAAUAAAUUGUGUUCCUUGUUAUAUAACUAUUAAAUAUAGAAAUUUCUGUGAUAAAUUUAGUUUAAUAAUAUUUUAAUCAACAUGUCGAAUCCUUGGAAGAAAUUAACAUCGCCAGCUGAUGUACAAAACCUCUCCGAUAUAAUGUCAGAGGAAUAUGCUAAAGGUCUCCAAAUUAAAGAAGAGAUCAUCUUUGCCCAACAAAUAGGCACAACUUUUCAGUCUGAGGAGCCUGUAAGCUCUAAAUCCAAUGAUAUAUCGCCGGAUAUAUUGAAACAAAUCGAAGAGUCGAAUGUCAAGGACUAUUGCGACUCUGACGCUAUUAUUGCAAAAGUGUUGCAAUGUCAAUUCGACAAAGAAUACGACGAUGAAAUUAAAAUGGUAGAGAAGAAGCGUAACGGAGAAGCUAAGGUAUCGGUGUCGUAUGAAAACUAUAGGAAUGUACCUGACCAUUUAUUAUACGAUUCUGACUCGGAUGACUCGGAUUUCAAAGUUGCUAAAAAGCAGGACUGGGAUCGCUUCGAAACUAAUGAAAAAGAGUUCGCGAGUUUACCUAAAAGAGGAUUCAUUAUGAAGGACGGGGAAAUGGUCACAAAACACGACAGCGUUAUAAAUGGGAGAAGGAACGCGUGUCGUGUUAUGGCGUUCCCACCAGAGGUUUGCACUGGCGACGGUGCUGGAUUCGACAUGAAAUUGUCCAAUUCUGUGUUCAAUCACCUUAAAGAGCAUACCAGGCACCACCAGUCUCGUAAGCACAAAAUGUUGGAUAGAAAAGAGAGUCAUGCUACAGCUGAAAUGGGUCUAGACGAACCAACAAGGCUUAUACUGUUCAAGCUCAUCAAUAAUGGUCUGCUGGAGGACAUCAAUGGAGUGAUAUCCACUGGUAAAGAGUCGGUUGUCCUGCAUGCAAAUGGUGAUACAACAUAUCCAGAUCUGGUAGUUCCUAAGGAAUGUGCCAUAAAAGUAUUUAAAACAACUCUGAACGAGUUUAAAACUAGAGAUAAGUAUAUUGAAGCUGAUUACAGAUUUAAAGAUAGAUUCUCUAAGCAGAAUCCACGUAAGAUUGUUCAUAUGUGGGCUGAGAAAGAGAUGCAUAAUAUGGUAAGGAUGCAGAAGAUUGGGCUGAACUGCCCACAGAUGAUAUGCCUGAAGAAGCAUAUUCUGGUGAUGUCCUUCAUUGGCAGAGACAAUAAACCGGCUCCAAAGCUGAGAGAUGUCAUCUUGAAGCCUGAGAAGUGGCAGAGUGUGUACAAUGAGGUGGUGGAUGCCAUGCACAAGUUGUACAAUGUAGGUCAUAUGAUUCACGCUGAUCUGUCGGAGUACAAUAUACUUUGGUGGGACAAUAAAUGCUGGUUUAUUGAUGUUUCACAAUCUGUUCAACCGGACCAUCCAGUUGGCUUAGAGUUUCUGCGUAGAGAUUGCCGCAAUAUUUGCAGUUUCUUUGAAAAGAAAGGUGUUGUUGAUAUGAAGACAGCUGAUGACCUUUUCAAAUCAAUCACAGGAUUUGAGGAAGUGGAUGUAAACCUGCUUGAGGGUGUUCACACAACAUUCAAUGCUCUGUCUUCUCGCUUUGAAAUAGCACCUGACGAUAACAGGAACAUCAGUUAUCCAUUUGAAUAUUGCUGGAAUAAAACCAACGAGAGCAAACAGCCUAAGAGUGAUAAAAGUGAUGAUGAGUUUGAGGAGAUGUGGACUCAUUCACAGAAAGACAGGGUUGACACUGCCACCAAUUUUGGUAACAUACUGACUGUUACAGAUACUGCAAAUGAUGCUAAAGUUGAUGGGGAAUCUGUAGAAUUUGUGGACCAUAAAGUCAAUUUUGCUAAUGAGUUAAAUGUAACCAUCCCAAUAGAUGGGGGCAUAACUGACAAUAGUAAACAUAAAAAAUCUUAAAACAGGUGUAAUUCUGCAAAAAGAGUGGUGUUCUUAAACUUAAUUGGCGAAAGAGACUCCGUAAUGGUAUGUGAUAUUGGAGUACUUAUACAAAAUAAUAUACAAUUCAAUAAUUGUAUAUAAUUUUCUUUAAGUAUGACUAUUCAGUACUCAUGACAGAAGACAAGCAAGUACUUCUUUUCAUUUUAAAAUUGCUUGGAGAUGUUAAUGUUAUUCAAAGUCUUUGUGCAAUACCUGCAUAAUUAUUUAAUAAUAAUUAAAUUUCAUAACAGAUUUAAGAAUUUAAGGUAUAAAUAUUUACACAUUGAAUUCUUAAAUCAAUAAAUGUUAGUUGCUUCUAUUUUUGGAAAAUACUCUAUUGCAGUUGAUUAAUGUUAGGCAUCGUAAAAUAAAAACAAUUUUAUUCAAGAUAUUAGGUUGUAGAAUAAAAGAU